GAUGUACAUCAACAACAGACGGAGCAGUUACGUCCCGUAUUCCAUAUUAUACUGAUCGCAGAGGCCCACUGCAUCCACACCAGUGAGACCAGCAACAAGGUGUAAGUAUGGCAUCCGCGGAGAAGGCUUUGCCGUAUCGUGUGACCUGGGCGCAAAACGAAGCCUUGCUGAAACUUAUGGAAAGAACAGGAUACACCAUACGGCAUAAAAAAGGGCAAAGAAAGUACGGCGGUCCACCUCCCGACUGGGAAAGCCCGCCUCCUUUAAAGGGUUGCGAACUUUACAUCGGAGGUAUUCCAAGAGACUGUUACGAAGACGAGCUUGUUCCAGUAUUUGAGAAGAUAGGGAAGAUUUACGAACUGAAACUCAUAAUGAGCUACCUCUCUGGAUCCCAUAGAGGAUAUGGAUUUGUUAUAUACACUAACGAAGAACACGCGAAUCAAGCGGUAAAGGAGCUUAACAACUACGAAAUUCGUAAAGGCCAGCUCUUGGGUGUUUGCAAAUCUGCCAGGAGAGUUUUGCACGUGGGGAACCUUACGUCGAGAAUUACAGAAGACAAAAUUAGAGAGCUGUGCAGUCAAGUUGUGGGAAGAGACAAUGUUGUGGAAAGAGUAAAGAAGAUAAGAGGUUUUGCAUUCAUUCAUUUUAGAGACAGAGAUGAUGCUAUUAUGGCCAUGACUAAACUUAAUGGAAUGAAUGUUGAAGGCACUUGCAUUGAGGUUGUAUGGGCAAAAGGAAGAAAUCAGGCUAAUCAGGACUGUCACUUGGAUGAGGUUGAUAGAGCAUACAACAGAGGCCAGGAAGCAUUGGAAUCUUGGAAGCAGAGAGUAUCAUAUGUCAGGGGCUAUGGCUAUGAUUUUGAUCCUAGUUACUCUCCACCAUCGUUUUACAACCCGAUGUCUCCACCACCCGCAAGCAGGGGGUUGGCAGAGCAAGGUCCCAUGGGCAUCAGAAGCCCUGUGGGAGGCCAAGGGAUGAUGAGUGGGUGGGGCUUUAGGAAACAUCCAGCAGAGGUGCUCGAUGACCUUUGCCAGAAGAAUGGAUGGGGAAGUCCUGUAUACGAGCUUCAGUCUCCCAUGGUAGGGGAUGGAAGUGGUGCCCAACAGCUCUUUUUGUACAAGAUCACCAUACCAGCUCUCGGUACUCGGUUUCCAAAUCCUAACCCAUUUACCCCAAUUAAACUGUGUUCUACUGUUGAGGGGGCAAAGGUUUUUGCAGCAGAGUACACUUUGAUGCAGUUAGGUGUGCCUCUUGAAGCCCUAGAGUACAUUGGCCCACCAUAUCCUUACACCCAGCCGAGCUAUGUCGCCCACCCCGACCCACCUUCCAACAGAUCAUGUGAAAAGCCAUGGAUGGACCUAAGUUUAAACAUGGCAACUUCAAGAUAUCACUUGUUCGAUCAGCCAGAAGAAAUUGACUUCCUAGCCGUGUUCCUUGGAGCAGGAGGCGGAACCUGUGAGGACAAUGGAAAAUAAAAGAAUCAAGAGAAAGGUCAAUCCUACAAAGCACACCUUUUGUGUGUUAUGCAAGAAUAAUGGCGAGAUGCUGUCGGUGUAUGGUAUGCACGUUUUGCAGGAUGACUCCGGUUGUGUGACAUGUCCAAUCCUUUGGCGUUACACCUGUCCUAUAUGUGGGGCAGUCGGGGAUAACGCACACACCGUCAAAUACUGUCCCAACAACGUGAACCGAGAAAGGCAACUAAGGAAUUACUUGAAACAAAGCUUCUUGGAAUUAAAAGACGCAGUUCCAGCGCUCAUACAACAGGAAAGGGUACCAAGAGUGGUUAUAUUGAAAAAAGCCACAGACCACAUUCAUGAAUUAACUACGAAGCAAAAUGUUAUGUUGACAGAACUGCAAAUACAGAGAGAGCGAAUUAGCAGCUUAUUGGAAAGCUGCGGUUACUACAGUGUUGAAAGCUUGUACAUUACCUGUCGUCGUGCCCUUGUGUUCAUGUGAUUGUCAUUGCAAGACGGAGAGGCGUGAAGCGAUCACAGUGUGAUACUUGGUUACCAUUAUUACCAUGCCUUGCUACCCAGCUUACCACAAGCGGUAGGGGUUUUACCACUAACAGGACUGACUGAUUGUUUCAUUAUGUUGUGAACUCGUUUUGAUUUUCAUUUUGCAGAGGUAUAUAUUUCCAUUAUUGAAGAGAAGUUGUUCUUUAUGGUGCAAUUUCAUACAUGCCCUACUUGGGUAUUAGUGCUAACAUUAACUGUAUGGGACUUCGCUGCUCGCAUUGAUUUAACUGGAACUCUUUAUCAUCAAGCAUUUGAAAGUUGUUGUUUUUGUUUGUUUCCAUUUUCUUGCUGUUAAAAGAUUCAUCUUUUUUUUUACUAUUUUUAAUCCAUUUAAGAAAACAGCUUGCUUGACGUUUUCAUUUUGCAAGAAGACUAGUUUUUGUGUAGCAUUUUAUUUUUUUUUCUUACGACAAACAGUGGCUGUGAUUUUUUUGAGUGCGAGACCCAUGUACUGUGUACAGUUGACGUUUGUGUUGGAAAACCAUUGUUGUAUUUUAAAUGGCGUGCUGUGAGCAUUUCAUUCCAUUUUUGUCUCAUGUUGAGGGUCUGUCCCUGUGAGUGUACAUAUCCAGACAGCGAAAUUUGGCGGCGAACGAAACCGUCGGUCGCGCAACGGUUACGUGCGGUUCAAUUUGGCUAACCGGAAAAUCGGUUAGGCCAACUGUCCAACGAGAACGUCCUUAGAGUCAGUGUGCAUUAGGUAACUACAGAUAAACUGGACUGAACAGCUUUCAUAAUCACAACGCGGCCAGUAUGGCAACGCGUCUAAAAAUAGAAACAUCGAUUUCAGCCACAGCCAGCUGCCUGUGCUGGUCACAUGGAAAUGUAAUCAUUCAUAUAUGCUUUACAGGCUUUGAGAUAAUACUCAAAUUAUUUAUUUUGACUUAUCUUUUCACGAUCACGCAAGUAAAUAAAACAAGGUUACCUUUUCAUGUACAUGUAGUUUAACUGCUACUCCAGCCCAAAUUAGUCGAGUCUACCGUACAGAUUGAUGGAACCCUUACGGGACCUC
Liolophura sinensis is the source of this 3030-nucleotide messenger RNA. RefSeq names its product APOBEC1 complementation factor-like. The record is from RefSeq and is a predicted model, not a curated record. Lineage: Eukaryota; Metazoa; Mollusca; Polyplacophora; Chitonida; Chitonidae. Gene Ontology annotation, molecular function: RNA binding. The transcript is spliced from 11 exons. Bases 108 to 1475 code for a protein of 455 amino acids.